AUGGCGACCUCAUCACUAAUAGUUCCGUCUUCUCAGCCGCAAGCUGAUCUGGACAAUGGAAGCAUGCCUAGUUUAUCGGUCAGCAUAAGCCUUGGACAGACUGCGAAGUCUGCAAGUUUGGGAACAAAGCGGCGAAGGAGAAGCAGUGAGACGUCGGCCAACAGUAGCGAUGGCCACGCAAAGAUAGGUAGUGGCAGACGACGAGGAGGAGGACGAAGGAGAAAGGGCCGGAAAAAACCAAACGGACUGGAGCUGAGGGAUGCUUCUGCUGGGUUGGAUAAUGUGGCCAUCACCAGCCAUGAGAGCAGUUCAUCGGAGACGGACCAAUUGGCGGCCGUGGCAAUCCGUGGAGGCAGGAGCGACGGUGCUGGCGCAGCACCUGCCAGUGUGGCCACUUCCAAGUUGAAAAGCAGGUCAAGGCAAGCGCGAGUGCAAGUGCAACAAGUGCGGCACCAACAAGAAGGUGAAAAUAGCCACGAUUUUCACCACCAUCGACACACCCACAGCCAACUUCACCUUCAUGACCGGCCCUUUAGCAGAUCUCACACCAGAUCUCAAAGCCAGCCAUACAACACCGAUGGAAGCAACAAACCAACUGCUGAUGAACUAGACCACCCUUUACAGAAGACCCCUCCAACCUCAUCGUGCAUCUCGCCAGGCACUGACCGACCCGCCAAGUCGGCUUCUUCUACAUCGACCACGUCUUUGGAGAGUAUGGAGCCCCCAGUGCUGUCGCUCUGGGGGCCUGAUCCUAUCCCCCUGCCCCAAAGAUUUGCCAAGAUCAAGAAGGGGUUAAUCGCGGGACAUGAGGCCGAGCUAGAAGCUUCCUGGGGUCGACUUAUUGUUGCUCUUCGCAGUGAAGUCGAUCAUAUCGAGGGCCUCGGCGCUCACCUAAUUCCGUCGGUUGAGUUCAAUGAUCUCAAAGACCCUGCGCAAACAGCACGUUUUGGCCGCGACCUGCGCCGCUAUGGUGUUGGCGUCGUUCGCAAAGUUAUUCCUCGCCAAGAAGUUGACUCUGCAGUUCGGGACACAGUGCGAUACUUGGAUGGUCGAAGAAGAGGAUAUGGUGGUGGACAAACCGAACCCGAACCCACCACUGGUAACCAAGAACACAGAACGUCUCUUUUGCCGCAUUUCCGGGCACCUGUGCAAGAUCCAACUUGCUUUGACUGCUUUUGGACACCGGCACAAGUGCGCUGCCGAGCCCAUGGUAAUGUUCUACAUGCCCAGAGAUUCAUGAUGAGUUUGUGGGAGGCGCAGGAAGACGGCCGCCUUGAGACUCGCCUCCCUAUUACAUAUGUUGAUCGACUACGUGUUCAUGGAGGAGGCUUCGACGCCAGCACAAGCGGUACUGGAACUCCAAAACUACCGAAUACAACGUCAUCCACCCCAGGUUUGAAUUUCGCCUGGCCUCGCUCACAGCCAUCACCUCGAGAACCUCAACAACAAUUGCAGUCGCAGCUCCUCGCAUCACAAUCUGCAGAUGAUUGGAUAACAGCCCUUCAGUCAGCAGCGGGAAUCAUCGCGCAAGUGGAUAAUGGUUCUCUGGAAAGAUGGGAGCCUGACGGUUAUGGACGCAGUCAAACUUAUGACAAAGUGUUUCAUGGCCGAUGGGAGGACUACGAACCUUGGGAGUGUACCGGACGUGCUUCUUCAACAAUGGAUUUAUAUAACGGAUAUGGUGCUUGUACCAUAUUUAGAAUGUUUCAGGGACUUCUAGCACUCUCUACAAUCGAGCCAGGGAUGCUGCGACUUCUACCGUCACCGAAACUUGCAACUGCCUAUUACCUUCUCCGACCUUUUUUUGCCGCGAAAACCCCGGCGCCAGAAAGAAGAUCUGGAGCGGAAUGGGACGCCUAUCUUGACGCCAGCAACUGGGAGCUUCAGCAUGAACCAGACACAACGAUCCACGGUGCUGUGCCAGGUCAUGCGCAACGCCUCACGGAGCGAUGGCAUCCUCAUCUUUACCUACGAAGCAGCCUUGUUACCCUGCCAACCCUACAACCAGGCGACUACAUAUUCUGGCAUCCCGACCUUCCAUAUCACAUAUCCAGUAACAGUGGCCAGGGCUUGCAUACUCCCAGUACCCCCGGAGCAGACGAUAUUAGCAUGCUUGUUUAUAUCCCCGCAGCUCCCCUCACGCAAACGAACGCUUUGUAUCUUGCACGCCAAAGGAAAGCAUUUCAGCGAGGACAGCCGGGUCCGGACUUCGACUCGUCUGGGAGAGGAACUGUAGCCGAGGACACAAACGUCAUGCCUGGUGAGAAGGAAAUUGCGGAGUUGGGCGGUGCGUCAGCUCUACGAGCAAUGGGGCUCCAACCAUGGCUACCAGAUGAUGAGGAGGACACUCCGGAAGCUCGAAAGAACCUUGUUUCAAAGGCUGCGGCCCCUUCGGCAGAAAACGAGGUCGUCCGGAUCGCCAACCUUAUUCUAUUCCCUGAUUGA
This is a messenger RNA of Pochonia chlamydosporia 170, 2445 nucleotides long. RefSeq lists its product as hypothetical. Bases 1 to 2445 code for a protein of 814 amino acids. The transcript has a single exon. The record is from RefSeq and is a predicted model, not a curated record. NCBI's taxonomy places the organism in Eukaryota, Fungi, Ascomycota, Sordariomycetes, Hypocreales, Clavicipitaceae.